AUGACAGCGAGAAAACCAAAUAAUCUGCAAACACUUGAAGGGGAGUUGAUAUGUAGCAGAAUUCAUCAACUGAAGGCAAUCUAUCUAUCUAUCUAUCUAUCUAUCUAUCUAUCUAUCUAUCUAUCUAUCUAUCUCUGUUCAUAUCUAUCUAUCUAUCUAUCUAUCUAUCUAUCUAUCUAUCAACCUUAUCUGUUCAUAUCUAUCUAUCUAUCUAUCUAUCUAUCUCAGUCUGUUUAUAUCUAUCUAUCUAUCUAUCUAUCUGCAAUAUGUUCAUAUCUAUCUACCUAUCUAUCUAUCUCAGUCUGUUCAUAUCUAUCUAUCUAUCUAUCUAUCUAUCUGUUUCAGUCUGUUCAUUAUCUAUCUAUCUAUCUAUCUAUCUAUCUAUCUAUCUAUCUAUCUAUCUAUCUAUGUAAGUUUUUGUUCAACUUUCACUCUGUCCUUAAUCUAUCUAUCUAUCUAUCUAUCUAUCUAUCUAUCUAUCUAUCUAGGUCACUGUUCAUUAUCUAUCUAUCUAUCUAUCUGAGUUUUUGUUCAUAUCUAUCUAUCUAUCUAUCUAUCUAUCUAUCUAUCUAUCUAUCUCCACCUGGGUAUGACGAAAAAUUACAUCCUGCAGGGAGGUCUCUGAUCAAAUAUCUAUCUAUCUAUCUAUCUAUCUAUCUAUCUAUCUAUCUAUCUAUCUGUUUCUCUGUCUCUGUAUUAAUCUCUGUCCCUGUCUAUCCAUCGUUGCUUUCUGUCUCUCAAUUCAUAUCUAUCUAUCUAUCUAUCUAUCUAUCUAUCUAUCUAUCUAUCUAUCUAUCUAUCUAUCUGUGUAUGUAG
Molecule: messenger RNA, 816 nt
Organism: Acanthosepion pharaonis
Lineage: Eukaryota; Metazoa; Mollusca; Cephalopoda; Sepiida; Sepiidae
Source: the annotation of a GenBank genome assembly